Mesorhabditis spiculigera is the source of this 297-nucleotide messenger RNA. Lineage: Eukaryota; Metazoa; Nematoda; Chromadorea; Rhabditida; Rhabditidae. The record is from the annotation of a GenBank genome assembly.
AUGCAGGUUUCCGGAGUCGGCUUUGGAUACCUGGUCAUCGGAUAUCAAUCACCGGACUUUCUACUGCAAUUUAUAAAGCUUACCUAUAGCUAUUUCUUAACAAUGGUAGCGUCUUCACUGGUGCCGGUCAUCGUUUGUAUGGUGCCGGAAUGGCGCGAGGGUUUGAGUCAGGUGUGGCGCGUCAGACUGGGCUGGUCGAAAACGUCGACCAUUAACGACUCAACGAUACCGAUGCGCAGCUCUGAGUUCCAUCAAGCGGAUACGCAAGCAUACUUUGCGUAUUAUCGUUCCGAAUGG